AGCAUGUAUGUAGUAUGUAGUAUGUAGUAUGUACCAAUCCCCACCCAGUGUGACCAUUGUGUCGUGUAGUGAAGUUGUUUCUUCCUUCUUUCUUCUUCUUUCAUCUGGUUCUUCAUCUUCUUCUUACUCAGACUCAGAGUUUCAAAUCUUCUCUCUCCAACAACAACCACCAUCAUAUCAAACCAAUCUGGAUCGAUCUCUUCGUUUUCUCACACGAGAUUUCCAAUUCAAACAAACACUGCCUUAACUUCUCCCAUUUUCAAUUCCUCUCUAAAUCCUAGGGUUUACUUUAAUUUCUCUCAACUUAUGAUCCCUAAUUCUUGAUUAUCCUUCGAUUAUCCGAUUCGAUUUGUUUUUUCAUGGAGCAAUCGCCGGGGUCGAAGGUCGUUAGAGUUGCAUCGGAGCUUCUCAACGGUAGGGGUUUAGAGGAGUCGAAGAAGCUCGACGGAGUAUCUGGCAUGGCGGAGAGACCAGCACCUGCAGUCGCCGACGGUGUCGUUUUGAAGAGGAAGCGAGGUCGGCCGGCUAAGGGGGUUUCUAAAACAGCUCCGCCUCCUCCUCCGCCGAAGCAGCCGGAGGAUGAGGAGGACGUUUGCUUCAUAUGCUUCGAUGGCGGGAGCCUCGUCCUCUGCGAUCGCCGGGGUUGCCCCAAAGCGUAUCAUCCUGCAUGCGUUAAACGAGAUGAAGCGUUCUUCAGUUCAAAGGCCAAGUGGAAUUGCGGUUGGCAUAUAUGUAGCUCUUGUGAGAAGGCAUCCCAUUAUAUGUGCUAUACUUGCACGUAUUCCGUGUGCAAGGGGUGUAUAGAUGAUGCUGAUUUUGUCUUUGUCAGAGGAAAUAAGGGUUUGUGUGGAAUAUGCAUGAAAACUAUAAUGCUGAUUGAGGAAAGUGCUGAGGGAAAUAAGGACAAGUGUGAAGUGGAUUUUGAUGACAAGAGCAGUUGGGAGUAUCUGUUCAAGGUGUACUGGAUGUAUUUGAAAGAGAAGCUAUCUUUAACGUUUGAUGAGAUCCUUCGAGCUAGAAACUCUUGCAAAGUUGCUGCUCCUAUGAGCUCUAAACUUCACACUCCCCAUGAACUUUAUCAUCUUAAAGAUGAAAAAGGUUCUGGUUCUGAGAACUCCUGUAUAGACUUAGAAUCAAAUAAUCUGAAAAAUAAGAGGCCUAAGAGACAGCAAAAGUUUCUUAAUAAAGGCGACUGCGUGGAUAGGAUAACUUCAGGUAGUGACACUGGCGUGUCAUUGCCUGAAGGCACGAAGUGGGCAUCCAAGGAGCUCCUAGAGUUUGUUGCACAUAUGAAAAAUGGGGAUACAUCUCUCCUGACUCAAUUUGAUGUCCAGACUCUCUUGCUGGAGUAUGUUAAGAAAAACAAUCUCCGUGAUCCCCAACAGAAAUCCCAAAUUGUUUGUGACUUUAGACUAUUAAAAUUGUUUGGUAAAGCUCGUGUUGGUUACAUUGAAAUGCUAGUGCUUCUUGAACCCCACUUUCUUGUAAAAGACAAUAGUGGUGCGGCAAAUACUUUUGGAGCUGCAAUUAUUGAUGCUGCCGCUAAUGAAGGAGAGGCCACUGACGAUUACAAUAAACAGUUGAUGUUAGUUAAUGAUAAAAAAUGUAUAACGAGUAAAAAGGCUGAUGUGCUAGUGCCACAAAAUAAUCCAGAUGCAUAUGCUGCAGUGGAUCCUCACAACAUUAACUUGAUCUACUUGCGGCGAAAUCUGGUGGAGAGUCUAACCAUUGAUACUGAAAAGAUUAAUGAGAAUGUUGCUGGUUCUUUUGUGCGGAUAAGAAUUUCUAGUGGUGAUCAGAAACAAGAUAUGUAUAGGCUUGUCCAAGUUGUAGGUACAAGCAAGGUUGCUGAACAUUACCAAAUUGGCACAAGAACAACUGAUAUUAAGCUUGAAAUUUUAAACUUAAACAGGAAGGAAGUCAUAUCCAUAGAUGAGAUUUCGAAUCAGGAAUUCUCUGAGGAUGAAUGCAAGCGUUUGCGUCAGAGUAUAAAGUAUGGGCUCUCAAAGAGAUUGACUGUGGGAGAGAUUCUUAACAAAGCAUUGACACUCCAAGCAAUUAGAGUUAAUGAUUUGUUGGAAGCUGAGAUAUUGCGGCUUAAUCAUCUCCGUGAUAGAGCAAAUGAAAAGGGGCACAGAAAAGAGCUUAAAGAAUGUGUGGAGAAGUUGCAGAUACUAAACUCACCAGAGGAACGUCAGCGCAGGCUGCAUGAAAUUCCAGAUGUACACGCGGACCCCAAUUUGGACUCAUUGUUCGAGUCUGAUGAAGAUGCUGCAGAGUCAGAUGAUAGUAAGAAAGCUGGGAAUGCAAGGUCAAAACAUCCUGGAUCUGAUAGAAGAGAGAGGGCACCAAUUUUCUCCAAAAUUUGGGAUGGUUUCUUGAACAAUGGUGGGUGUAGAACACCAGACUUGACCGCUACCAGUGAUCCGAUUGGGAAUAUAUGCACAUUAAAGAAUCACACCAACCCUAAUGAUGCAGCUAUUGAUGAUAGUAAUAAUGUGGUUGUGAAAUCAGAAGUAUCCAGUGUUGCAGUAGACAUUUCAUCACCGCUCCCCUCUAUAGGGACUGAGCAACCAUUUGAUGAUCAUUUGAAUGAUAGAUUCUGGCAUUAUCAGGACCCGAGUGGGAAAGUUCAAGGACCUUUUUCCAUGUUGCAGCUGUAUAAGUGGAAUGCGAGUGGACAUUUCCCUCCAGAUCUCAGAGUAUGGAGGAUAGAUGAGAAACAAGAUAAAUCUAUAUUGUUAACUGAUGCACUAAAUAGGAAGAGUCCUGAAAACGUUCCAUUGACAUACAACAGUCAAUCGCUUUCUUUAGGGGCCACUGUUUCAUUGGUUGAUAAAGAAAGCAGUCAGGAUGGUGGGAGAAAUGCAACAAAGAAUGAAAUAUCUGCAGACAGCCAAAUCAUUGAACAGAGCAAGGAACAAAAGGUGGAUGAUACUUCUACCCAGUCUAAUGGUAAAGAUGAAUCUGUUAGGAGCAAUGGAUGGCAUGACCAGCUGCAUCUGCAUUUACACCCUUCACUACCGUCAACUACCUUUACUGAAAAAUUGAAUGACAAUGCUUCUGAUAAAAGGGAGGAUCAUGGGAUUGAAGGAAACUCCGAAGACAAUGGGAAUUAUGGCACUAACAGGACUUCUGAUGGUCAGAGUAAUAGUGGGCAGAGUUAUCAGAAGCGAUCAGAUAGUGAAGACAAUUCGGGGCAAACUUCUGGACAGAACUGGAGGCUCCCUAAUAUAAAUAAUUCUACCAAUUGCUUGGUUACUACAUCUGCUCAUGAUCCAGGGACAAAAACAUCACCACAUAAGCUGGGAUUUGAUCUGCAUAUACCUCCUUCGCCUCCAGUGUGUAAUACAACAUGGCAGGCAAUCAUUGGGGAACCUGAUGAUUUUGAUGAAUCAGUUUCUGAUCUGUUGGCAGAAGUGGAGGCAAUGGAGUCACGUGGUGGCUUGGAAUCUCCCACUUCAAUCAUGAAACGUGGUGAGGAAUUGACUGACGGUUCUAAAAAUGAUUGUCUCAGUUUUAUAGAGCUUAGCCCAAUGCUUGAUGCCGGUAAAGGUGAUGCACUGAGCUCCACAGGUAAUUUGCACUUACCAUCUCAAUCCACGGCAGCAGAGGAAUCAUUACGGCAAGCACAUAUCCAUCAUCAACAUCAUCAAAGAAUAUCCGGGGAGCAUUCCCCAAGAAGUUCUGAAGUUGUGGUGGGCAUGAAGAACAUUGGUGUUUCAGGUAAUCAAUGGGAGUCAGGUGCUGGGAGUUCUCCUAUUGUUCCGCCCACGGUAACAUUGGGCAUGGCGAUAGACACGACUUGGAGACUUGGGUUGGAAAAUACACACUUGGGAUGGGGUGGAAUGGAUCAGCGGGAGACAAACACGAGUUGGGGAGUAGGGCAGAUGGAAGUGCAUGAGAACAGAAGCACAAAUUCAUACACUUCUGUAGUAGCUCCGGGCCUUGGGGAUGGCCAAACAAGAUAUGGCAGCGAUCGUUAUUCUGUGCCCAGAGAUCGGAGUUUUCCUGGUCCUGGCAGGGAAUCAGGUUUUGGUAGAGUCAGAACUGCUUCGAACAGACAAUCAUUGUUUGGUGUUGGGAAUGGAGGCUCAUAUAGGCCUUCUCCCAAAGGACAGCGAGUUUGUAAAUUUUAUGAAAGUGGGUAUUGUAAGAAGGGAGCAUCCUGUGGUUACUUGCACCCAUGAUUUUGGAUUCCAAUAGCAUUGGUCACAUUUGAUUUUUGUAAUCCUUAACAUAUCUGAAGCUGGCUCUUUCAAAUCAUUGUAAUUUAACCUGACAGUAUUUGUCACGUGCCAAUUUUUUAUAUGAAGCUACUAUAGCAUAACUUCUGUUUUUUGUUA
Molecule: messenger RNA, 4346 nt
Organism: Lotus japonicus
Lineage: Eukaryota; Viridiplantae; Streptophyta; Magnoliopsida; Fabales; Fabaceae
Product: zinc finger CCCH domain-containing protein 44
Exons: 10
Coding region: 360-4190 (1276 amino acids)
Molecular function (GO): DNA binding; metal ion binding; protein binding
Source: RefSeq, a predicted model, not a curated record